Messenger RNA from Dicentrarchus labrax (European seabass), 2179 nucleotides. It is a transcript of the gene ska3, whose product is annotated as spindle and kinetochore associated complex subunit 3. NCBI's taxonomy places the organism in Eukaryota, Metazoa, Chordata, Actinopteri, Moronidae. Gene Ontology annotation, cellular component: spindle microtubule; outer kinetochore. The transcript has 11 exons. The coding region runs from base 154 to 1983 and encodes 609 amino acids. The record is from RefSeq and is a predicted model, not a curated record. Gene Ontology annotation, biological process: mitotic cell cycle; chromosome segregation.
UUCCUCUUGCACCCGGAAGAGGCGCCAAAAUCGAAAAGUUUUUCCUGUCAAAUGAGAGGACGUAAACACACGGCUCGUUUGGCGGCGUAAUUAUAGGAAUUAGUUUGAAAUACUUUCGAUGUAUUUUUGCCUAAUUGAGCCUCUUCUCUGACAAUGGACCCGACCAGACAGUUCUUUUCCAAGCUGAGGAAGCUGGCGGUGACCCUCGAGUCACAAACAGACCAACUCCAGCAGACCUUUGAAACCCGUCACAACCACGGUGACGACGAAACUACGGCGAGAGCGAUGCGAGCGUAUCACGAGCUGAACUGCGACGUCGGAAACCUAAAGGGGCAGAUCCAGGAACAGCUGGCUCAGCAGAAAGCAAAGGAGAAUGAGGUGAGCAGCUUCAUAAAGGCCUGUAGGGUCAUGGAGCACAGGGUCACUGAGGACAUCCAGACAUUGAGGGCACACUGGGAAAAAUACGGUUACCGAGCUCCCCGAGACACCCAGAGACCAACCAGGACCAAAAGUCAGGAGUCGGAUGCUGAAGAUGAGGUAGCCGAUGAGUCAGCAGGAGGAGAAGCGGGAAGCCAGGAGGAGGCUGAAGGUAAUCACUCUUCAUCGCCUCUGAAAGCCGGACCGCCGUCCUUCGCUGACGUGCUGCGAACCCCGCAGCUCUCUGACUUUGGUCUGUCUGAGAUGCAGCUGAAGAGAACUCUGGCUGGGGCGGAGUGGUGCUCUGAAGUGCCCCCUAUGCCUGAGAUGAGCCUCCCUCUGCCAUCCCUCAGCACGCCCGCACCGCCGCCCAUGCCCAUAACUCCCAAAUGUGCCCUGCGGAUGGAUGACGAUGAGCUACAGACGCCCCAGAUGCAUGACUUUGGCAUCUCAGAGCACACCAUGUGUCUGAACAAUGACUUCACCAUGGAUCUGCUCCAGAAGAAUGUUGAAAAGCCCCAAAGGCCACCACAACACAUACCUGCACCACCAGUGAACUCACUAAUGGAGAGUUUGCAGGCAAAAGCAGACAACUUGGAGUCCCCAGAGCCACCUGUGUUUUGCACCCCAGGGUUCAAAAUCAAAAAGACCAAUGGUCAGUGCUCCCCACCUGCACAGGGCAACGAUGAUCCAGAAUCCCCCGGUCGCCCUGGAAACCUGCCGACCACCCCUGAGGUCCCAGCGUUUCAAACCCCGUACAUGAACCGACUGGUCAGCAAUAAAAAGAGUGCACGGCAGCCUGAGCCUAUCAACAUGCAAACUGACGAGGAUAGCCACACCUUCCAACUUCCAACAUCUCCUCAUAAUGGAGCAACCGGCUCCAAACGUGCCUGGGAAUACGAUGUGCCAGAGAUAUCCAUCCUGGGUGUGGAGGACAAGCAGAUUCCAGAGAUGCCAAACCUGGAGUCUGUUUUGGGGAAUUCUUUACAAAGUAGAAGUGCCAAAAUGCAGAAGAAGACUAGUGAGCAUGAAAAGGUGACCAAGCUGGAGCUCACGGUCAGCAGUCUGGAGCUGGAUGGACCCACCCAGGAGUUCAGUCUGGGGACACCUCGCAUCAGGACAGACUUCCAAGAGUUCAACACCCCAGAGAUGCCAGAUCUCAGCUCUGUGACACAGGACAUCUGUAAACUUGUGUCCCAGACUCAGGUAAAGAAGACUGUCAUGGCUGUUGUGCACCCACAUGUCAGGCCAGAAAAAGAUAAAAACAGUUCUCGUCCCAGUGCUGUGAGUCUGUCUGUGGUGUCAGAGAGCGAGUUCCAGAGUUUACCCAGCUACCUGAGGCAGAUGGCUCUGCACAACCUCAACCAGGCAAUCCACAACAUCAACAAGUUCACAGCAGAGUUUCCAGGAGAGAAGACAGAGUUUCAGAUGGAGGAUCUGAGGCGGAUUACCAAUGUCGGAACCAAAACCCCUGUAUACAUCCUCUGUCUAAUGGAGCUCAAGAGGCUGAAGCAUGUGGGAGGAGCCAGGAACACCUCUGUGUACAAAUUGAACACACACAACUAAAGGUUGCUCGGAUACAUUACUCUUCUGCCUGAAUGGGAGCCUAAAAUGUAGCAGAGAAAGGAGGCUUGGUAACUUUUGUUUCUAGAUUGUAAAUAGUUCUGAUGCAUGGCUAGUCAAUAAUCUGCAUUUAUGUACAUUUAUUCUGGUUUUAAGCUUACCUGUAUAUAAUAAAAUCAUAACACAUCACUGCACAUAA